GUAUAGCAAUAUAUAGUUAUGAUCGUAUCUUAAACAACACAAUCUAUAAUGUUAACGAUAAAUGAAGAAAACGAGUUAAGAAAAUAAAUUUUAUUAAUGCUAGAAGUGCAUCAACUCAUUCACUUAACUGAUAAAGAAUACAAGAAAUAGUGUAAAAAAAAUAUAUACCUACUCCAGCCAAAAAAAGAAUUGUGAUGCAUCGAGUCAAGUCCAAAUCUUAUUUUAAAAAAGUUCUACUUAAACCUACAAUGUCUAUCUAUACAAGAUAAAAGAUAUAAAAAGUGAUUAUUUUACAAUUUUUUUCCAUAUUCAUGUGCAUUUUCCAUAAUGUGCAUUGUACUUAACAUACAUAAUUCAGCCAAAUUAGCUGACAACUCAAUUAUAUUUGCAAUAUUUUCGUUUUAUUCUUCCAUGAAGUCUAAGGUACAUAAUAUCGGUGUCUCCUUCUCUGCUCUUCUAUAUUACCUAUUCUGCCACCGUCUUUUUUUUUUGUAAUCGAUUUUUUUUAAAUGCUAUUUAGUGAAAAUAAUGUUCAUGAAAUUUGUUCAUGGAAUUUGUAAGUCCUUAUCAUAAAAAUCAAUUUGUUGGGAUGAUAUAGGAUGCGGGAGCAGCCGCCAUCUUGGAAAAUAGAGAAGUGUUUUAAUCUGCGAAAUCAAAAUGCUGGCAGCAAGGGAGAAAUUUCUUACUGAAAAUAAAGCGCCACUGAUAAGAAAUUACACCCAGACCGAUAAUGAAAUAUCUAAGACAUCGAUCGAAACCAAAACUUCUGUUCAACGUAGUACUCAAACAAGUGAGAUCUAUUUGAGUUCUGAAAAUAAUGAGAUGAAAAGUCCUACAAAAGAUGAACCCUUUUCAAACAUGCCACCAAGAGAACCAACAGAUUUGGAAUUCAAAAAUCUCUCCUUGUUAGUGAAUCUUGGAUUUAGAAAAGGAACAAAAGAAAUUUUGCAUGAUGUUUGUGGGAAAUUUCCUGGUAAUCAGCUUAUUGCAAUUAUGGGUCCUUCUGGAGCAGGAAAGUCAACUCUUCUUGAUGUUUUAUCUGGUUUCAAAACAACAGGAGUAGAUGGAUCUAUACUUUUAAAUGGACGGAGGAGAGAUUUGACUGCAUUUAGACGAAUGUCUUGCUACAUAACACAAGACGAUCGUCUACAACCAUUGCUUACUGUGUAUGAAAAUAUGCAGAUAGCUGCUGGGCUGAAGUUUGGACCAUAUAUUUCACCAGAAGAAAAAGCGGAAAGGAUCGAAAGUAUUCUUCUUCUGCUAGGUUUAUAUCAACAUGAUCUAACUCUGACAAAACUUUUAUCAGGAGGACAAAAGAAAAGACUUUCAAUUGCAAUGGAGCUACUAAACAAUCCAACAAUCAUGUUUUUGGAUGAGCCCACAACGGGGUUGGAUAGCAGUUCAUGCUCAAAGGUUUUACAACUCUUAAAAAAAUUGGCUUGUCAAGGAAGGACGAUCAUUUGUACAAUUCAUCAGCCAACGGCAAAGCUGUUCGAAGAAUUCAAUCAAGUGUAUGUCCUAUCAACGGGGUACUGCGUUUAUCAAGGGAGUACAAAAAAUCUUGUGCCAUUUUUACAAACAAUACGAUUGCCAUGCCCUAUGUACCACAAUCCAGCAGAUUAUAUAAUUGAACUUGCGUGUGGUGAAUACGGUAACGAUAAAGUAGAAAUCCUUAAGUUAGCAACACAAAAUGGUAAAAGUUUGGUUUGGUUCGAUAAGCCAGAUCAAAUUUUAAAUUCUGAAGCCCUAAUAAAAAAAUAUCCUGUACAAAAAAGAUUAAACAAAAAAUCUCUUGAGGAUACUAAUUUUUUUAAUCAACUGAAUGUCUUAAUAAAAAGAGGAUGGAUUAAAACAAAGAGGGACACAACUCUUACACAUUUGCGAAUUGCUGUGAACGUCUUUAUGGCGUUGAUUCUUGGACUUCUUUACUAUAAAGCUGGCAAUGAGGGAUCGAGAGUUUUGGAUAACUAUAAUCUGCUAUUCGCUAUAUUAAUGCAUCAUUCAAUGACAACAAUGAUGCUCACUGUACUAACAUUCCCGAUUGAGAUGUCUAUACUACUUAAAGAACACUUCAAUAGGUGGUACUCACUGAAAUCUUAUUAUGCUUCAAUAACGAUACUGGACUUACCACUUUCUAUAUUUUGUUGCUUUAUUUUUUCCGCAACAAUCUACAUCUGGAGUCAUCAACCAAUGGAAAUUUCACGAUUUUCUAUGUUUUUUGGAAUAAGUAUUCUGGUCGUGUUGGUAGGUCACAGUUUUGGAUUGAUAAUUGGUGCGUGGUUUAAUAUAGUGAAUGGUACUUUUCUGGCACCUGUUUUAACCAUUCCUAUGAUGAUGUUCGCCGGUUUUGGAGUGACACUUCGAGAUUUACCUUAUUAUCUUGAAUGGGGAAGUCAUAUAUCCUACUUAAGAUAUGGACUCGAAGGAUUUGUUAGUGCAAUAUAUGGACAAGGCCGAGAAACCUUAUCGUGUAAUGAAGCGAGUUAUUGUCAUUACAGGUAUCCCAACAAAUUUUUGACUGAAAUAACUAUGCAGGGAGAUAUGUUUUGGAACGAUUUCGUAGCAUUAUUAACAAUCGUUUUAAUAUUUAAGAUUACAGCAUACUUUAUUUUGAAGGCCAAAAUUACUUCAGUUAAGUAAGUUAAAUAAACAAAGGAAAAAAAAUUAAAAUCAUUUUUAUUUUUAAUCGGAGUGAUUGAGUAAUAUUCAAUUAAAAAGUUCAAGUGACCUCAACUCCACUCUACAUG
This is a messenger RNA of Episyrphus balteatus (marmalade hoverfly), 2747 nucleotides long. Its product is annotated as ATP-binding cassette sub-family G member 4. Gene Ontology annotation, molecular function: ATP hydrolysis activity; ABC-type transporter activity; ATP binding. The coding region runs from base 658 to 2640 and encodes 660 amino acids. The record is from RefSeq and is a predicted model, not a curated record. The transcript has 11 exons. Lineage: Eukaryota; Metazoa; Arthropoda; Insecta; Diptera; Syrphidae. Gene Ontology annotation, cellular component: plasma membrane.